Molecule: messenger RNA, 2707 nt
Organism: Lingula anatina
Lineage: Eukaryota; Metazoa; Brachiopoda; Lingulata; Lingulida; Lingulidae
Product: moesin/ezrin/radixin homolog 1
Cellular component (GO): cytoskeleton
Molecular function (GO): actin binding
Source: RefSeq, a predicted model, not a curated record
GUUCUAAAAGCCGCAGAGCUCUUUUGCAUGUGAAGGAUAAAUCUGCUUUUCUUCAAGGAGGUGAUUGUAUAUUUGGGCAACUUGUGAGCGGGAUACAUAGGCGCACGUGGGGAUUUGACACAUUGAAAACCUUUCUUUAAAGGCGAUAUAUCAGAGAAUCACUUUAUUAUUGUAUUUGCUGUCUGGUUUUGAUAGGCGAUAAAUCUUUUGUGACUAACCUUAGCAACCCAGAGGAUACCGCCUCGCUCAAGACAAGAAAGCUGACCCCACCCUCACCUUAGACUGUUGAGUUGAAGUCUUCACACUAAGAAACUCAGCAAAAUGGCACCAAAAACGGUCAAUGUUCGAGUCACCACCAUGGAUGCAGAGCUGGAGUUUGCCAUCCAGCCAAACACAACAGGCAAGCAGCUCUUUGACCAGGUGGUGAAGACAAUUGGUCUUCGAGAGAUUUGGUUUUUUGGCCUUCAGUAUGUUGACAGCAAGGGCUAUAACACUUGGCUUAAACUCAAUAAAAAGGUACUAAGUCAAGACCUUCGCAAGGAGUCUCCCCUCCAGUUUAAAUUCCGUGCCAAGUUUUACCCAGAAGAUGUGGCUGAAGAGUUGAUUCAGGAAGUCACACAGCGUAUGUUUUUCUUGCAAGUAAAAGACCUGAUCUUGAAUGAUGAUGUCUACUGCCCUCCAGAGACUGCUGUGUUGCUUGCUUCCUAUGCAGUACAAGCCAAGUACUCUGAUUAUGACCCAGAGCAGCACGAUGUGGGGUUCUUGGAAAAUGAGAGGCUUCUGCCGCAGAGAGUUAUGGACCAGCAUACCAUGUCUAAAGAAGAAUGGGAGAAGAAAAUCCUCACCUGGUGGAGUGAGCAUAAAGAUUUGCCCAGAGAGGAUGCAAUGUUAGAGUACCUCAAGAUUGCUCAAGAUUUGGAAAUGUAUGGAGUGAACUUCUUUGAAAUCAAGAACAAAAAGGGAACAGAAUUAUGGCUUGGGGUUGAUGCCCUAGGUCUGAACAUCUAUGAAAAAGAUGAUAGAUUAAAUCCCAAAAUAGGUUUCCCUUGGAGUGAGAUAAGGAAUAUUUCUUUCAAUGACAAAAAAUUUGUCAUUAAACCCAUUGACAAGAAAGCCCCUGACUUUGUGUUCUAUGCAGAGAGAUUGAGAAUUAACAAACGCAUUUUGGCCUUAUGCAUGGGCAAUCAUGAGCUGUACAUGCGACGUCGUAAACCAGACACUAUUGAAGUACAGCAGAUGAAAGCUCAAGCUAAAGAGGAGAAGACUCACAGAGAUGAGGAAAGGGCACGCUUACAGGCAGAGAAGCAUGCUCGAGAAGAGGCAGAGAAAGAGCGUGCUGAACUCCAAGCAAGACUGAAACAAUUUGAGGAGGAAUCUGAGCGAUCCAAAGCUGAACUUGAAGCCACCAUGGCAAGGGUAAGAGAGCUAGAAGAGAAAGCCAGGCAAGCAGAACAAGAUCGCAAUGAAUUGCAGGAGAAGAAGGCAGAGGCAGAAGAACUGCGUAGAAAAGCUGAGGAAGCAGUUCAUCUAGAGAAGGAAGAAAGAGAGAAAAUAGAGAAAAUGGCAGAGGAAGCCCGUUUGGCUGCAGAAGAAAAGGAAAAACAGGUGAAACAGAGGGAUGAAGAAAAUCAACGGAUUUCAGAGGAACUGUUANAGAAAGAGAAAAUGGCAGAGGAAGCCCGUUUGGCUGCAGAAGAAAAGGAAAAACAGGUGAAACAGAGGGAUGAAGAAAAUCAACGGAUUUCAGAGGAACUGUUAGAAACACGCAGGCAGUAUGAAGAGAGCCACCAAGCAUUUUUACUGGCUACAACUACGCCAGCUCACCAUCACGUGGCUGAGCAUGAGCAUGAAGAGGCAGAUGAAACCAAAGAGUAUGGUUUGCAAGAAGAGAAAAUGGCAGAGGAAGCCCGUUUGGCUGCAGAAGAAAAGGAAAAACAGGUGAAACAGAGGGAUGAAGAAAAUCAACGGAUUUCAGAGGAACUGUUAGAAACACGCAGGCAAUAUGAAGAGAGCCACCAAGCAUUUUUAUUGGCUACAACUACGCCAGCUCACCAUCACGUGGCUGAGCAUGAGCAUGAAGAGGCAGAUGAAACCAAAGAGUAUGGCACAGAGCUAGUUGGAAAUGAUGAGCAUGAUAACAUAAGACCGGAAGAAUAUAGAGUAACUCAAGCAGAGAAAAAUGAAAGGCUACAGAAAAAUCUAGCGACACUUACAAUUGAACUACAGGCUACGAAAGAUUUAACUAAGAGCACUAAGCAUGAUGUCAUUUAUGAGCAGAAUGUCAAAGAGGGUCGUGACAAAUACAAGACUCUUCGCCAGAUCCGUUUGGGAAACACCAAACACAGAGUGGAUCAGUUUGAAGCUUUGUAGAUAGAAUUCUUACAUCAGCUUUUAUUAUUUAGCAACAACAUUUAAUCAAUAUACAGAAUGAGUGUCACACGAAAAUUUACAGAGAAGUGCUGAUUUGUUGACAGGCAAGACUGAAGGUACAUUUUGUAAUAAACAAGAAGGCAGCCCUUUAUUUCCAUGUUUAGUUGCUAGUCUAGUGAUAUGCCAUACAGAUUGUUUGAAGCAUGUAGUUGUUAAGUUAAAACUAUUCAUCUGCAAUAGAGUUAACAGUAGGUGAUGAAUUGUGACCAGUUUCAAAAAGAAGAAAAUACCCUGCCAUUGUUUGUAUGACUCACAGUAUAAAACAAACCAUGGCAUA